AUGGAACGCCCCCACCGUCCACCACCGCUCACGAUACCGCCUCCCCCACGGUCCCGGACUAGAGUCCGGCGCGCUCGACGCCCGAACCACCGACAAGCCCGGCAAUUCAAACGAUGGCUCCUCCGCGCCCAGAUCGCCAACGACGUGCUGCACGUCGCGGCCGCGAGCAUUUUGCUAUGGAUCAUGUCGUGGUUCUUGUAUAACGUGCCGUUUCCGCUAUCAUAUCGCACAGGCCCGGCGGCGGUAGCCCUCAUAAUCAUGCUCUCCACAGACAUCCUCCUCGACGCCCGCUCAAUAGUCCACGCCCACGACCCCUGGCCCGGCUGGGCCCUCAUCCUCCGCCUCGUCCUCGGCCUCGGCUACAUCGCCGUCUUCGCCGUCUACAUCGCCUUCGGCGGCGACGUCUUCGCCCCCGACUUCGAGUACUGGGGCAUGUCCGACUCCUACGGCAGGGUCCUCGCCUACAUGUUCCUCUGGGGCCUCGGCCUCUGGAAUCUCUUAUUCGUCGUGCUCUGCCGCCACUGGCUUUCCAAGGAGGUCAGGCGGUACGCGAAAGAUGCGAAGCGUUUGUUCACGUGGAGGAGGAGGAGGAGGAGACCGGCCCCGGGCCCGGGCGCGCAUCGUCUGCGCAGCGCCGGCGGGGCUCCGGAGACCAGCGUCGCGGACGUCGACGUGGAAGCCGCGCGCGGGCCGGCGCGCGCGGAGGAGGAGGGGAACACGGUCGACUUACCGGUAAGGAUGGGCGUGCGGAGGGUCAAGAACAGCGUGAGCGGGAUCAGCUUCAGCGUCGACUCCGUCGCGAGCAGCGGGACGGGGACCGCGGGGUUGAGUCCGCCGCCCGAGGCCGUCAUGAGGCCGGCGUAG
This is a messenger RNA of Colletotrichum karsti, 864 nucleotides long. RefSeq lists its product as uncharacterized. The record is from RefSeq and is a predicted model, not a curated record. The coding region runs from base 1 to 864 and encodes 287 amino acids. NCBI's taxonomy places the organism in Eukaryota, Fungi, Ascomycota, Sordariomycetes, Glomerellales, Glomerellaceae. The transcript has 2 exons.